Messenger RNA from Triticum dicoccoides, 685 nucleotides. RefSeq lists its product as uncharacterized. The record is from RefSeq and is a predicted model, not a curated record. Lineage: Eukaryota; Viridiplantae; Streptophyta; Magnoliopsida; Poales; Poaceae. The transcript is spliced from 2 exons. Bases 79 to 414 code for a protein of 111 amino acids.
UCCCCCCAGAUCUCCUUAUCCUUUCCUUCUGCGCCGCCCAAUCCCUCUGCUUUUGAGGCCUCCGACCACCAUCCCUCCAUGGCUCCCCGCCUUCCAAGGUCACACGAGCGCCUCAACCUGCACUCUAUGAUGUGGAUCUGUACCCGCCGGCCACCACCAUCCAUGGCUCCUCCGCUACUGGGACACGGCGUCGUCCCAUCUCCGUUCUGGAUAUCACCAUGCGACACCAACGCUUGUCCUCCUCCUCCACCAUGGCCCUGCUCAGACCACGCCGCCAUCGAUGCCACCGUUGAGAAUCUACCCCAACUCGAGCAGUUCACCGGCGUCAUGGAGGAAGCGCUAAGCAGCUGCAUUGCAAAUAUGAGGAACAUCAUCCGUGCAAGAAGUUCAGAUUCACUCGACGGCAAGAAAUAGUGUCAUAUUUUUCUUCCAAAUAGUAUGUACCAUUCCCCACAUUGAUACUUAUGAUCACCCAUUUGAUAUCUCCUUUUCCUAGUUACAGUUCAUCCAGGUCAGGAGUAGGAUUUAAGGUUCAUGAUCCAACUAUAAGAGACGUGUAAAAUCCUUUGCCCUUGACAUGGUAUGGUACAUUCUGCUAUUUCCCUACCUGUCUCCAAAUUCAUGUAUUGAUUAAUUUUGAUUCAAGUUUUCUAUCUUGCAAGAUCAUGCUAUCUUCAAUAUGCUC